Cyphellophora europaea CBS 101466 is the source of this 1005-nucleotide messenger RNA. RefSeq lists its product as uncharacterized. Bases 1 to 1005 code for a protein of 334 amino acids. NCBI's taxonomy places the organism in Eukaryota, Fungi, Ascomycota, Eurotiomycetes, Chaetothyriales, Cyphellophoraceae. The transcript is spliced from 6 exons. The record is from RefSeq and is a predicted model, not a curated record. Gene Ontology annotation, molecular function: methyltransferase activity.
AUGGCGGACGGCGAUGCGCGACCGCAGGUCGACCCGGUUCAAGUCGACCCUGAAGGAAAUACCGACGCUGUUGAUUCCAGCCUAGGAGACGAUGGGUUUUCCCACUAUUCCGAGUCAUUGAGGUCUUCUGUCAUGCAACAUCGUUUCGAGAAUGGUCGUCGAUACCACACCCGAGAUUCGAAGUGGUAUGUACCAAACGACGAAGACGAACAGGAUCGAAUGGACGUCGUUCAUCAUCUAUGGAAGCUUCUGCUAGGUGGAGAACUGGUCAAAUACAAGGAUCGCGUCGACGACUGGUCUCGUGUGCUCGAUGUCGGUACUGGCACCGGAAUCUGGGCAAUCGAGAUGGCGGAUGAGCAUCCAGAGGCCACAGUAAUUGGAACAGAUCUGUCUCCAAUACAGCCGUCAUGGGUCCCUCCAAAUUGCCAUUUCUAUGUCGAAGAUGCGGCGCAAGAGUGGACAUUCGAAAGUCCCUUCUCCUUGAUUCACACAAGAAUGAUGUCAGGAUCGUUCCCGGAUUGGCCAUUGUACUAUCAGAGAUGCUUCCAGAACACCAAACCAGGAGGCGUGAUCGAAGCUCACGAGUACGAAUUCCAGAUCUACAAUCAGGGCGGAGAGCAACCACCCGCCGUAGGAGAGUUUAUCACAUCCAUGAUCGAAGCGAGCACGAAACUCGGCAGCAACGUCGACAUCGGCCACAAACACCGCGAAUGGAUUCAGGCAGCAGGCUACGAAAACGUAGAGGAGGUCCUGUUCCACGUCCCGCUGGGAACCUGGGCCAAGGAAGAGCGUCUGAAGGAGAUCGGUCGCUACAACAUGGUGCAGAUGGUGGAAGGCAUCGGAAGCUAUGCGGCCGGCGCCCUCACCGCGGGCCUCGGAAGGUCAAUCGAAGACGUGAACCGACUGAUCGCCGAGUGUAAGAAGGAGUUGCUGGAUAAGAGCUUCAGGCACUACGUCCAGUUCCGGGUCGUGUAUGGGAAGAAAGCGAAGGAUGGAACGGAAUGA